Penicillium griseofulvum is the source of this 3990-nucleotide messenger RNA. RefSeq names its product putative translation regulator (Cya5). Gene Ontology annotation, molecular function: protein binding. The record is from RefSeq and is a predicted model, not a curated record. Bases 1 to 3990 code for a protein of 1329 amino acids. NCBI's taxonomy places the organism in Eukaryota, Fungi, Ascomycota, Eurotiomycetes, Eurotiales, Aspergillaceae. The transcript has a single exon.
AUGCUUGAACGUACAACGGGAUCUCUCGAGAACGCGGGACGACGUUUCCUUCGAGAUUCCAAUGGUGUGAUCCAAAACCGACGCUGUUUAUCUGAUCAUUUCUGGAAGCACAAUGGCGCUAGAGCGGAUGCUCCUCAGUGGUUUAUCGCGCUUUUGCAGGCGUCAGGCCAACGACCGUCCCCCGUUCUUAGCACCCAACACGAAAGCAGAGAGUCAAGCGACGAGAUAGGGCCAUUGUUCGAAUUUUUAUACCCUCGGCAGGCUCAACUGGGAGCUUCGCGUCUGUCUCGCUCCCAGAAUAAGACGGGAUUUCAGAGGAGGUCACACCUAGGCUUUUCAAGAUCUUAUGUUUCCAUUUCAAGUCUUCGCCAGGCUACAUCAGCGGCUUCACUCAGCCACGAAGAUGCAUCCAAUCUGGCCCUAGAGCCUCAGGACUCGGAAUAUCCCCAUAACGACGGGAAAGCGGACGCAUCCCUCCAGGCUUUCCUUCGGAAGAAUGGCAGCGAAUUUGAUAAAGCUUGGGUGCUGUACGUCGCAGCCGGGUACCCGCCGAAACUCAAGCCUGCACUCUGUGCUUAUAUGAGUAAAUCGUCGAAAGAAAAGGAACGAAAACGUGCAUGGGCACUCUUCAACGAAAUUGCACCUGAAGAUCGCACCGAGAUAGACUUCAAGAACAUUUUAAGAUCUCAGCUGCUUUCGUUGCCCGCUCAAAAACCAUUUCAUUUGGACUCAAUUUGUCAACAAGCUAUUUACACGCCAUUUGCCCAGGAUAUCAUCUCGCUAGGCCUGGUGCACAUGGUGGAAAACAGACAGUGGACCAAAAUUGCUUUACUCUGGAGGUCCCUACUGGAGAUCCCUGAAAACGAGCGACCGACAUUGGACUCUUUGCUAGAUCGAUUUGAUCGAUUUCACUUUCCCGAGCAUUCCCUUUCCAGGCAUCUCCUCGCUUUAAAGGCGCAUCUGCCGACCGAUAUCAACAAUAUUACUGCUGCAAACAAGGUUGCAAUCAUAGACUUUACUCGCCGUCUUGUUGGGCGAUUUUUCAAGUCUCAUGACAUCGUCAAACUCACACCGAUACCAACUGUGCUUUCACUAUUGCACACGUACCAUUCCUUGGGUUUUUUGGGAAAUAAACACUAUUUCGCCGUGAUGAGGACCUUUCUAUCUUCAAAGCCGAGGUCAGAAUUUGUCAAGUGCAUUCUUGUUUAUCGCCAAUUGCGUUUGGAUUUGCCGGAUGCAAGGGUAGAGGCGAAGAUGAUUCGAGCUAUCAUCCAACGUUUGUUGGAAUUUGGGAUGACCGACAGCAUACCAUACUUCUUGGACGAAGAGGCGCACUUUGAUGAAGAUAAAAAGCCAAGCAUUCGCUCAUAUGAUGAUGCAAUGGGGGCCUUCUCCAAGAUCGGGGAUGUGCAAACUGUCCAACGCCUAUUUGAUAGGUUCCUAGCAGAUCAUGGCCGCCCGAAGAGCUCAAGAUCGGUGACUCCCCUUCUUGCCGUUCACGCGCGGCUAGGUGAUGUGUGCGAGACACGGCGGCAAUUCGGUCGAAUUCCGACAGAGUUUGGUCUUCCGCUAAACACAAUUUGCUGGAAUAUACUGCUCCUGGCGUAUACUACCGCCGGUGAUUUAUCAGGUGCUAUGUCUACCUUCUCGGAAAUGCGAGAACACCGUGUACCUCCUGACUCGUACACAUUUGGCACACUGAUGGGGAUUUUCGCCCAGCGAGGCGACGUCGAAGCUAUCCGUCAAUUGCUCAAAGAGGCACAGGCGAGUGGGGUACAAAUCACAAGGCCAAUGCUUGAUACGGCUGUUCAGGCGUAUUGCAAAAAUGGACAAUUGGGCUACGCUGAAGAGCUUGUCGAAAGCAGCUGGGAUUUAGCGGUGGGAGGGUCUCCCUUGCGAAUGUGGAAUUUUCUUCUAAUGCGGUAUGCAUUCAGGGUAUCCAAGUUUUCCUUCCGGCGCAUCCUUGACCGCAUGGGACAGCUAGGAUUGAAACCGGAUGACAUGACUUAUGCGGCUAUUAUGCUUGCUUAUGUUUAUGCCAUGCAAGUUGAUCGUGCGCGGGCUACUCUCAGGAAGAUGCACGAUGCUGGUUUUGAACCUACCCAGUAUCAUUAUUCUAUUCUCUUGCUUGGAUAUGUGAAGCAACGGAAUCGCGACAUGGUGCACGUUAUCUCCCGCGAAAUGCAAGCACGCUUCGGUCAAGUCGGAAUGGAAGGGAGCCUGUUGAACCUGAGAAUGCAGAUUGCGAGAGACGCGGAAAACGCAGGAGAUCUUCACACUCCCGUUGAAGAUAUCGUCUUGGAAAAUGCAGAAAAGACCCUUUCUGAAUCAAUCGCAAAUUUCAAUGCCAAUCCAUCGCCUGUCAAAACUCGAUUAUCCAACACUCGAUUAUCUAGUCCGCUAGAGGGAUUUGCUGUUGAGUCUUUCACAGCCACGCACUAUCAACGGUUGGUCGAGGCAUACGGCAUCCAAGGUGCCGCCGAAAAGGCACUCCAAACUUUCUCUCAUUAUAUGCAAGUCAGACGAACUGCAGGGUCACCGGACGGUGAUGAUUUAGAAUCCUUACCGGUUGACUUCAUCAAAGCCAUCAUGAACGCCUAUCUAAAAACCCACAAGUAUGAGAAAGUGGAAGAGUGCUGGAAUAGUAUUAUGGCAAGUGUAAGCAAGAAAGCUGGCACCUCUGACCUUGAAAAAUUCUUCUCUGAACGGUCGCCGAUGUCAACGCUGCCAGCGCCAGCCGAGUCUCCUCUCCCAUCAGUGCUCUCAUUACCCACCACUCAAGCAGAGAAGCCCAAAAUACUUCAUGCCCAACGCUUCAUCCUGGACUUUCCACUUUCGCUUUACAUACAGUCGUUGGCUCGCCGAGGCAUGUUCGAGAGAAUACAUCAAGUUGUGGCCGACAUCCAGGAAAUGGGCUUUGCAUUGACUGGUUUCAACUGGUCAACUUACGUUAGGAUGCUUGCGAUAUCUGAUAAUUAUCCCGACAAUGUGCAGGCAUUUCGACUGUUUGAGGAGAAGUUCAUUGCUCAUUUCCCUGGUUGGUCGUGGUUUCUUAAGGGAUACGGCGUGAGACCGCUCAAUGCCCCCGUGACCAUCCUCCAUCUCGAAGGUCGUUCCGGCAUUACCAAACCCCGCAGGAUGAUGGGAAAAUUGGCCCGAAAACAUUGGCGCAAAAUUGAGCCCGACUAUAUGCAUCCUCAUUACCCCACCAUGGUGCAACUAGCCAGCACACUGCAACGGCUUCGGCAAACAAGUAUCACGGAGGGGAAUGAGCACCUGGCGAAUCUCUACGAAAUUGCGCCACAGACGGUUGAUGCUCUUGCCACGAUGCCCUACGUGCGUGACAAACAUCAGGGUACAAUCCUUCGCGGCAAAGAGGCAAAAAGUGAUAUUCUCCCACGCCCAACCCACCUGUUUUCCACACACUCAGGUGCUCUUGGCCCUGUCCUUGGCCCCCACAGAGCACAAGAGCGCACCUUUGAUGACGCGAGUCAGGAGCCUUUCGAAUUGAAAAAAGAUCAAUACCCCGAACCUUCCGGCAACGAGUCCAGUCUUACUGGAUUGCUCUCCAGUGAACAACUGGGAGAGUUCGGUUCUUUGUCAGAGAUCCUUCCUCGCGAGGACCGAAUUGACCUGGAAACCUCGUUUCACGAUCAUUACAAUGUUACAAGGCAGUGGAAGGAGAAAGCCGAGCACUACAAGGAGCUUAUCGCUAAGGCGCUCAAAGACAAGGAUACCGUGCGCGCCGACGCCUACAAACGACGUUUGCGCAAGUUACAGGAUACCAACAUCAAGAGGCAGACUCCCGAGCGGCAGCUGUUCGACAAGGAUAAUCGCAAGUACAAGUUGGAUACCCCAAUCCACUCUCUCUUCAAACCCGUCGCUGGACUCCAUGUGAAACCCGGGCGGACAGUGCAGGAGCGAAAAUCCGAGCGAAAAAGAUACAAGGGACCCUGGACACCCAGGGAAGAACAGAACAACGACUCUUGA